AUUUAAUUUGGAAAGUAUAACGAAAUGCAAUUACUCCAUUUAUUAUUGGUAUUUAAUUGUUAAAGUUGUCUAUUCGUGUUAAUAUUGAAUUGAAGUUUAUGUUAUUGUGUGAUUAUUAUUUAAUUAUGUGGUGUCAGUCUUACAAAUGUUCCAUCGCUAUCAAAUAUGUAAAACGUACUAACAUUACUUUCAAAAUUAAUUCAAAAACCGAAUUUUGAUGUUUUAAAACGCUCAAGGUUAAGCUCUAUUUGUAUUAAAAUGACAUUUAAUUAUAUUAUAAUAUCAUGAUGUUCGAGGAUAGCUUAAUAUGGUUUGUGUCCGGUGGACUAUUGUUUACUACCAUUAUACUGAUUGUUGCUUGUAUUUGUGGAUGUCACAAGUCAAUACCAAAAAAUGAGUUGCUUGGUCUUGCUGGCAUGGUAAAAAUUACCAAUCCUGACGUUGGACCAGAACCAGUGAACAAGAACUUAUCAACUAGUCCAUCCCCAACAAAUAGUACCAAAAGAAGUUCAGCUGGUGCAACUUUAUCUUCAGCCACUAGAAGUCUUCCUGAUUUACCUGUUGAAACACCUAGAGGUUCAGAUGCUGUUGCUACUGCUGUUUGGUAUGGCGGUGAUACCAACUCCGAGCUAUAUGCUACUGUUGAAGAAAAUAAAAAUGGCAUCAAAGGAGAUUCUUCAAAAUAUCUCAAUAAUACAAUGUCCCCUUCUAGCGGCACUACAGCAUCCAAAAGUGAAUGUGUCUAUGCCUGUGUGAACAAAGAAAACCCAUAUGACAAAUUACAACAAGAACAUCCCUAUGCUAAAGUCGGUAUGCAUAAUACAACUAAUCAGUAUCCUGGUUCCCAAAGAUCAGACAAAGCCAGUUUGAAUGGGUCAAUAGAAUUGGAUGUAACUGACAGGGCUCCCGAUCAAGAUAUAGCAGCAGCUAGUGUGAUUGCAGGUGAUGAAGCUGCUAGUAUUAACAUUCCUUACAUGACUCCACCAGUAGGACCUAUAGAACAUCCAUUAAAUGUGCAACCAAGGCAGGGACAUUACAGUGGCGAUUCACAUGAUUCUAGUAAAGGAUACACAAGUAUCAGUGUUCGAGAACCAUUAUCAAGGAUCAUGUCCAAUGUUAGGAAUGGCAGUAUACCAUCAGAUCCUCAUUAUGCUUUUGUCUCGGAUGAUUCUGAUGAAAUGUAUGCAGCUAUUAUUGACCCAAGUAAUAAUGUAUAUACUAGUGGAAGUGAAACAUAUGCUCAGAUACCAAGUGCAAAUAAUAUACCAGUUGCUUUAACAGGUCAAGCAUAUAAAGCUUCUACAUCACACAUUAGUGGAUCUGAACAAACACAUUCCAGACAGGAUUCAUCAUCUAGUGCUGUGAGUUCUAAUUCACCCAAGCCUGAAAAACGACCAGCCAAUUCACCUCUACCUAAACCUCCAGAAUACUUGGAUGAAAUGUAUGCUAAAGUUAUGAAAAAACGCAAUGAUUCGCCCGAACAAGGAUCUUCUAUUGUGCCUUCUAUAUACAAUGAAGGUAUUUAUGACAGAUUAGUAGAACCUAAAAAGACAUCGGAUGUUGAUCCUAAUUACGAAGAGUUACGACCUACUAAUCAUGGUUAUGCUCGGAUAAAAAAAAUUGACAAACCAUCUGAACCAGACUAUGCAAGCUUGACUAGGACUAUGAAUGUUGAAUAUGUUGAAAAUGAUCCAAAUUAUGAAAGUUUAAAAAUGGACUUAAACGAAAUUAAUCACAAUUCAAUUUAUUCAGAAGUGAACAAAAGAUAGUUUUUAGACAAACAGCAAUUUAGUUUUAUAAGUAAAUCUAGCAUGAGUUCUUUAUUUCUUUUCUAUUUUUAUGUUAAAUUUGUA
Messenger RNA from Melanaphis sacchari, 1853 nucleotides. RefSeq lists its product as uncharacterized. The transcript has 7 exons. NCBI's taxonomy places the organism in Eukaryota, Metazoa, Arthropoda, Insecta, Hemiptera, Aphididae. The record is from RefSeq and is a predicted model, not a curated record. The coding region runs from base 285 to 1769 and encodes 494 amino acids.